GGUCUUGGGCUGUUUGCAGCGCGUGACAUUGAGAAGCAGACCAUGGUGAUUGAAUACAUGGGGGAUAUUCUGCGCGCUGAGGUGGCCAUGGGGAAAGAGCUGCUGUACAAGGCUAAGAACCGCCCAGCGUACAUGUUCCGCAUCGACAGCGAGCGAGUUAUCGAUGCAACCCGGUCUGGAAGCCCUGCAAGGUACAUCAAUCAUUCAUGCUCGCCGAACUGUGUGGCUGAGGUUGUGACAUUCGAGCGGGGCCACAAGAUCAUCAUCAGUGCCGCCCGCAGGAUUGAGAGGGGAGAAGAG
Messenger RNA from Sinocyclocheilus grahami, 300 nucleotides. Its product is annotated as histone-lysine N-methyltransferase 2C-like. Gene Ontology annotation, biological process: positive regulation of transcription by RNA polymerase II. The transcript is spliced from 3 exons. Gene Ontology annotation, molecular function: protein binding; transcription coactivator activity; histone H3K4 methyltransferase activity. The record is from RefSeq and is a predicted model, not a curated record. Gene Ontology annotation, cellular component: MLL3/4 complex. NCBI's taxonomy places the organism in Eukaryota, Metazoa, Chordata, Actinopteri, Cypriniformes, Cyprinidae. The annotation marks the transcript as partial.